Messenger RNA from Pelagomonas calceolata, 1032 nucleotides. The record is from the annotation of a GenBank genome assembly. NCBI's taxonomy places the organism in Eukaryota, Pelagophyceae, Pelagomonadales, Pelagomonadaceae.
UUCGAACACAAUAUGUUAUACGUAGCGUGGGGGAGAGCGGGGGAACUAGACUUUCUUCUUCAGGCCUCGACGUCCGGGUCGAAGCCGUCGAGCACUUCGUCGAUGUAGAUGCCGUAGAUCUCGAGGCCGAGCGCGCGGCGGCCGCCGUCCGUCGGCUCGUCGUUCUUCUUCUCGAUGACGCGGCAGACGUUGCAGUGGCCCGACGACGCGUAGCGCCGCGCGAUGAUGCCCUCGGCCUUGCGCAUGGAAUCGAGCAGCGACCCGCACAACAAAUGCUUGUGCUGCACGCGCUUGCCGACCUCGCACGUCUUCUUGUUCUUGCACUUGGCGCCGUGCGAGCAGUUCGGGUCGACGUACUCGGCGCCCCAGGCCUCCUUGACGUUCUCGGGGUCCGUCCGCACGUAGCGCUGCAGGACGUCGGUAAGCUGCAUCUGGCCGACGCCCGUCUUCGGCCGGAAGAUGCGCAGGACGAACGACGACUCGCCGGGCACGUACGACUGCGACUGCAGGGCCAUCAUGACCAGGCGCUUCUUCGUGAUGGGCGACGGGUUCUUGCUGAUGUAGAACGCCGAGUGGUCCUUCCUACGGAUCGCGCCCAGUCUGGUGGACGGCGCCGCGGCCGUCGCGUCCUUCUUCGCCUCGGCGAGCCGCGCGACCGCAUCAUCAAAGGUGAUGCCGCGGUCGACCUCGACGCAUAAAUGAACCAAAGCCGGCUUGUCGUCCGUCGCCUCGACCACCACGGUCUCGUCCGUGAUCUCGACGCGGCGCCCGUCGAUCUCCUUGAUGGCCUCGUCGAACUUCUUCUCGCGGCGUGCUUUUCGGACCGCGUGGUCCACGAGCUUGGCGAAGACCUCGAACAGGGCGUUCUGUUGGCUCAACCGUAAACCGAGCAGGCGGUUCAGGAAGGUCCCGACCGACGACCGCGCAGUGUUGCCGGUCUUGGCCGCCUUGACGAAGUCGAAGCCGACUCUUUCCAACCACAUCUGGCACGCCUCCUCGAAGGUGCACGACCGCGACCGGUCGCGUAAGUAC